Messenger RNA from Choloepus didactylus (southern two-toed sloth), 3083 nucleotides. Its product is annotated as ADP-ribosylation factor-like protein 5B. The coding region runs from base 143 to 682 and encodes 179 amino acids. Gene Ontology annotation, biological process: intracellular protein transport; protein localization to Golgi membrane; vesicle-mediated transport. The transcript has a single exon. Gene Ontology annotation, cellular component: trans-Golgi network; cytoplasm. Lineage: Eukaryota; Metazoa; Chordata; Mammalia; Pilosa; Megalonychidae. The record is from RefSeq and is a predicted model, not a curated record. Gene Ontology annotation, molecular function: GTPase activity; GTP binding.
GUUGGGCUCAACGCGCUCGAACAAAGGGCUCUCCGGGCCGGCGCCGCAGCUUGGGACGGGCUGCCGGCCCGUCGGGCUCUAAGCCGCGCCUCGGUCCCCGCGGCACCUGCUGCCAGAGGCCCGCGGCCAGCGCGGGCUCGUGAUGGGGCUCCUCUUCGCGAAGCUGUGGAGCCUCUUCUGUAACCAAGAACACAAAGUAAUCAUAGUGGGACUGGAUAACGCAGGGAAAACCACCAUUCUUUAUCAGUUCCUGAUGAAAGAAGUGGUUCACACCUCUCCCACCAUAGGAAGCAAUGUGGAGGAGAUCGUGGUGAAGAACACACAUUUCCUCAUGUGGGACAUCGGGGGCCAAGAGUCCCUGCGCGCCUCGUGGAACACCUACUACUCCAACACGGAGUUCAUCAUUCUUGUUGUUGACAGCAUUGACCGGGAACGACUAGCUAUUACAAAAGAAGAAUUAUACAGAAUGCUGGCUCAUGAGGAUUUACGGAAGGCUGCAGUCCUUAUCUUUGCAAAUAAGCAGGAUAUGAAAGGCUGUAUGACAGCAGCUGAGAUCUCUAAGUACCUCACCCUUAGCUCCAUCAGGGACCACCCCUGGCACAUCCAGUCCUGCUGCGCCCUGACGGGAGAAGGGUUAUGCCAAGGUCUUGAGUGGAUGAGCUCCCGGAUUGGUGUGAGAUAACUGUUCCGCUCGAGAGAGACUGCUUUAUUUAUUCUGUGGACCUGGACACUCUCCCCGGCACCUUUGGCUGCUGAGGCAGCAGCAUGUUUAAUUUAUAACAACACAAACCUCUGCAAGCGACACUUGAAUCAAGUGCAGCUGAAAUGGAAACAUAAAAGAGUUUUUAACUUUUUUUUAAUGCACUAAUCUUCAGUUGGAUGAGCAUAAUGUAUGACUAUGUUUUCAGCAACAAAUUCUUCUGACUGCUAUUCUAAUUAUUCAAAGACUGCCUCGUGAGAAGUGUUUGUUAUGUAUUCAACGUUUUCUGAAGUAUUGUCACGACCCUUUCGUUUAUUGAUCCCAAUGCCCACCCCCCAUUAAUUACUAAUUUGAUAGAGUCAUAGUGGAAAUCAUCAGGUACCUCUUGCAAACUUCUCUGGCUCUGCACAUUUGCUUCCUCCGUAAACCACUUAUCGUGUGGACAGAACUUGUAACAAGUGGGGGAAGCCGCCUGGAGGGUACACACGCAAAGACUAAACAUCACAAGAAUUUGCCUUUACAUGAGUGACUCCCCCACCGUAUUGCAAAUCAUGGAAUAAUUUUGCGUUGCUAUUAGCAUGGAAAUUAAGUAGAUUAUUUAUCUGAAAGAAUGAAGGUCACUCUUCGGCCUGUGACUGGAGAGCGAGAAGUGACCCUUUAUUCACAUUUGGUCAGAAACUAAUCCCAGCUUUGAUGAUGAAUGCUGUUGGAUAAAUCUCAUGUUAAGAAUGUCACAUUAUCCAAGGCAAACAUAACUAUAUGACAUUACUAAAGCAUACCAGCGCUAAAAUGGAAACAAUACCUGGGAUGUUAUUACUAUCAAUUACAGACAACUUUAUUAUCAGCAAAAGCUUCAAAAAUCUAUUUGCUAGGGGCAUCAUAUCUGUAAAUACUAUAUUUUGAGCAAGAACUAAAACAGAAAUAUAAACAGUUCAUUUUAUUUCAUAAAUUUUGAAGAAUACCUGCAUCUGUAAUAACAUUUCUACCACCAGCAGCAUAUUACUUACUGUACCACGUGGCGUUCCUUACAUCCAUUUGAGGGUGUAGUAUAAUAGGCUAGAAACAUUGUCAUAUUUAUAGUUAUGCUUCCUGUUGUAAUAUUUUUUGCUGGAUUAUAGGCAACUGCAGAGUUUAAUCCUAGUUUUUAGACUAUUACUUCAAGACUCAAAGUUAAUACACUAACAACUUAUAAGUUUAGAAAGAGGAAAAAGUCCCAAUCUAUCAGAAGUGUAUUGGAUAGCAUUAAGUCACAAGACAGUUUUUCUAAGGAAGAAAAAUCUACACAUUGCGUACCUUAAAUUAAGAGGGAAGGACAAGCAUAGUAGUUUCAAUCCUGCUUUUUUCAGAUGUUUGAGUUUGCAAUAAUGAAAAGGUUAAAAUGCAUACUUAGAGAAUAAUACUUCAUUGUGCAGUAUUUUUUAAUUUGGGUCAAAAAAUAAGAUUCCGUGUUCAUAAGAAUAUCAAAAUACCUGUUCAGAGUCAUGGCUUAAUUUUAAUAUUUUAUUUGUAUAUUGAUUUAAAUUUUGCCUUGUUUUCAAGUGUACUGAUUUAUUAUAUUUAGUCUAAUUUAAUGUGGUAACAUUUUCUGAUUUCUGUUUAGUGGUAGCAUACCCUAGAACUGAAAAAUGUCGAAAGUAAAGCUUUCUAGACUUUGGGAACUAAUGGUUUGACUUUUUUUUUUAACCUUUUUCUUAGUGAUUCUGUACAGGUAGAGAAUAAGCUUUUUUUAUUUUUUUUUAAACAUAAUUCAUAAUCAGUAACAUGGGAACAAAGGAGACAUAAAAUAGUAUGGAUGCUUUGUGGGGUAUGGAUGUGGGUGGGGUGGAGGGAAAGUUAUUGAAAAACACCUUUUACCUAAAGCACAUUUUGCCUGAAUUUCUAUCUUGGUUAUAUAGUUCAGCUGUCUAUAUUAAAGGUAAUUCUUUUAAGUCUUGUUUUGAAAAGAAGCAUAUUCAGUACUUCUGUAACCAUUCUUAUUAUGAAAUGAUUAUCUGCCUUCUACAUAGUAUGAUUGGCUGGCUCAAUUUUCCUCAAGCAAAUUAUAUGUUUAUUUUUUGUAUUACCACAUCAGCAUUAUAUCAAAAGUGUUUUUACUAGUCAAUUGUAUUUUGUCAAACAACUACUAGUAUAUACUCAAAUUUGCUAUUUAAUUUUUAAGAUACAAUUUAUUUUGUUUUCUAAAUUCUUUUUUAAAAUAUGUUAGUUUUGCACUAGAAAUGAUUUAUGUUAACUGUGUGUUGAAGAUGAAAUCAGCAUGCAACUAGAUUUUGUGCCAAAAUCUGUGUUUGAACGUUGAUUGACUGAACAUUUUGUAAAAGUUCAACCAGGAAAUUUAUGUAAAAUUUUUUAAAAGUAUUUUAUAAGUUCUCUUUAGAUACCUUUU